AUGAGUGAAUUAUUCAACUCUCUUUUAUCAAAUACAAGCAUUAUUGACUGCACCCAUACCAUAAAUGAAAAUACCGUUAUUUGGCCUGGCGAUCCUACAUUUUCUCGCAGAAGUUUUAACGACCAAGAAUACUCGAUUGAGACUUACCAAUUUAUUGGAGGCUCCGCAACACAUAUUGAUGCCCCAAAGCACUUUUUACCAAAUGGUAGAACUAUCUCUGAUCUUCAGCCAAAUGAGCUUAUCUCUGAAGGAGUCCUCAUUGAUGUUGCUUCUAAAUGUGAAAAAAAUAAUGACUAUGAAUUAUCAAUUGAAGAUAUCAACCUAUGAGAAUCAAGAAAUGGGAGAAUUCCUUGCCGUUCUAUUGUAUGUAUGAGAACAGGCUGGGGUGCUAAAUUCAAUAAGCCAGAUGAAUAUAAAAAUCAUAACCCUGAAGAAGAGCAUCCUCAUUACUCUGGAGGAGUUAUGCAUUUUCCUGGGUUUUCCAGAGAAGCUGCUGAAUUUUUAUGCAGAGAAAGAAAUAUAAACGCUAUAGGAAUAGACACUCUUUCUCUAGAUCCUGGAAAAUCAGUAGAUUUCGAAGUACAUUAUACGAUAUUUAGAAAUAAUAAAUACCAAAUCGAAAAUAUGAAAUUGGAAAACUUGCCCGACAAAGGGUUUGUGAUGAUAGCAUUGCCAUAUCCAGUAGAAAAUGCUCCUGAGUUUUUGGCUCGAGUUAUUGCACUAGUAAAAAAUGAAUAA
This is a messenger RNA of Blepharisma stoltei, 738 nucleotides long. Lineage: Eukaryota; Ciliophora; Heterotrichea; Heterotrichida; Blepharismidae. The record is from the annotation of a GenBank genome assembly.